GAAGGCAGAGUUAGCACUGUUAUGACUCACAGCGUCUUCACAGCAUCAGACCACCACCACCACCACCACCACCACCACCACCACCACCACAGCAACCACAUCAACCACAGCAGCGGGACCCAGAUUUCAGUGUCAUGUCGCUGGUUUCCCAUAGUCCAAAUGCUGAUCCGCAAGUCUUCAAAACCUAUCCAAUGGCUGCUCCUUUGGCAACCCCGGGGACAGUGCUGCCUCCAGUGGUUCACCCAGCCCCCACCACACCCCCUGUGCCGCCCACCACCCCUGCCGCAGCACCACAGCCGCCACAGCCCAGCACAACGCAGAGGGAGGGGAGGAAACAUAUCUGCGAAGUUUGCGGUAAAGAUUUUUCUCGUUCUGAUAAAUUGACUCUGCACCGUCGCACGCACACAGGAGAGAAGCCUUACACCUGUUCACACUGUGGGAGGAAGUUCGCGCGUUCGGACCAUCUUAAAAUCCACACUUUAAAGCAUCGUUUGACCCCAGAAAGCAGACGAGACUUGCUUGCAAACGCUAAGAAAUCGGCCACAGCUACAUCACAAUCCGUCGCAAAACCAACCCCCCAGACCGUUUGUGUGGACGUGGCGACGCAGGUGGAUAGCGGAGGGACAGAAGAGGAGGAGGAGGAGGACUCUGGGCUGCGGCAAGAGUGUGGAGUCUGCCGUAAAGUCUUCGGAUCAAUAUACAAACUCUCCAGACAUUUACGAACGCACACUGGCGAGAAACCAUUUUUCUGCUUUUGUGGCGAGAAAUUCAGCCGAUCGGACGUCCUACGCACACACCAGAGGAACAAGCACACGCCGAACACUCACCCUAGCCCUGAGGUGACUGACGGUUCCCCACAGCCAACGAAACCCAAGAAAACGACGAAAAAUGAAACAGUUUUUACCUGUCAAUACUGCGGAAAAGACUUUAAGGCUGGUUACAAGUUGACAGUUCAUUUGAGGUACCACACUGGAGAGAAGCCUUUUAUUUGCGACUUCUGCGGAAAAGGUUUCGCGCGUAGAGACCACAUGAAGAAACAUCGCAAAAUCCAUACGAAAGAAGGAGAUUUUGAGGAAGAAAGCUGAAGAAUGAACAUAGUAGUAGUAGUAGUAGUAGUAGUAGUAGUGGUAGUGGUGGUGGUGGUAGUAUAUACCCAAAACACACCA
This is a messenger RNA of Portunus trituberculatus (swimming crab), 1166 nucleotides long. RefSeq names its product zinc finger protein 180-like. The coding region runs from base 135 to 1085 and encodes 316 amino acids. The transcript has 3 exons. NCBI's taxonomy places the organism in Eukaryota, Metazoa, Arthropoda, Malacostraca, Decapoda, Portunidae. Gene Ontology annotation, molecular function: DNA-binding transcription factor activity, RNA polymerase II-specific; RNA polymerase II cis-regulatory region sequence-specific DNA binding. Gene Ontology annotation, biological process: regulation of transcription by RNA polymerase II. The record is from RefSeq and is a predicted model, not a curated record.